Molecule: messenger RNA, 856 nt
Organism: Daphnia carinata
Lineage: Eukaryota; Metazoa; Arthropoda; Branchiopoda; Diplostraca; Daphniidae
Product: receptor expression-enhancing protein 5-like
Exons: 4
Coding region: 150-674 (174 amino acids)
Source: RefSeq, a predicted model, not a curated record
GACUCCAAUUGGAAACUUUGUCGUUAUUACAGUUGUUGCUCUGAUUUUCUAAAAUACAUAAUAUGUUUAUAUUAUUUAAAAAUUUUUAACUACGACCAAUACUUGACCUGACAUAUUUUGUGGAUUACGUGUUCACCAACUCCAGUAAAAUGGCCAAUGUUUUGGAGCGACUUGUCCAACGCUUUCAGAAAGUUUUAAGUGAACCCGGAAUGAUAAACGAUUUGUUGACGAUAGCCGAAAACAAUACUGGGGUGGAUCGGAUCUACAUCGCUCCGGGCGCUAUCGGCUUUCUUGCUGUCUAUUUAGUUGUUGGUUUUGGUGCCCAGCUAGUGUGUAACUUCAUUGGAUUCGUUUAUCCUUCCUAUGCAUCGAUUAAAGCAAUCGAAACGAAACAAAAAGAUGACGACACGAAGUGGCUUACCUAUUGGGUUGUUUAUGCAUUCUUCGGCAUGGUCGAAUUCUUUUCGGAUAUCUUACUGACCUGGUUCCCACUGUAUUGGCUAGCAAAGUGUACUUUCCUGGUAUUCUGCUUUGCCCCAACCACAUGGAAUGGGUCAACAAUAAUCUAUCAAAGCAUUAUCCGUCCACUUUUUUUAACUUAUGAGUCAGAUAUUGAUCAGGUUGCUACUGCAUUCAGACAGGAGGCUGAUCAGGUUACCCUGCUGCAAAGUUAACCGAAGCAUUAAAACCGGCAUGGGCUGCAAGUGUACAGUCAUUUAAUGGCACGGAUAGUGAAAACUAUUUUUAGGAAUAUUCAUAAGCUUCCUAUAGGAAUUCAUGGAAUUUGGGUGGCAGCAUCUAGUUCAUCACCAUAAUUGGGAAACACCCUCUAUAUAUACAUCAGCACAUAGAUAUG